AUGUCUUCCCAGGGAGAUGGUCAAACACCUUCUUCUGCUUCAUCCUCGCAACAGAAACUUGCAUUACAGCAGAAACAAUUACUAGAAUUGACAACUAAGUUUAAGGAAUUGGUCAAUGAAGCUAAACGUGUGGGUCAGAACACUCAGCGAGGUAAGGAACUGUUAAUCCAAGCUUCCAAUCUGAAAGCCGUUUAUGAUAAUUACAAUAAACAAAGACAAGCAUUAAUAAACCAACAGCAACAACAACAGGCUGGAUCUUCCCAAACUCCUGCUGGAACUACAAAUAAUGCAGAUGCUGCAUCAUCGUCUUCUGCUCCAGCUGCCGCAGGAGCAAGUGGUGCUAAUGGAACAAGAAAAACUGCUGUUGCCAAUGCCUCCGGAGGUAGCCAAUUGGCAGACUUGAUUAAACAGGUUUUAACUCCAGAGGAAAACCAACAAUACGAUAAAUUAUUACAAAAUUUCCAAUCAAGAGCAAGCAGUAUUAAAGAUCAACAUACCUUUUUAAAACAGCACAUCGACAGAUUAUCCCAAGAAAUUAAUCAACAAACUGACGAAGCUGCAAAGAAACAAUUAGAAGUAAACAGGGCAGAACUAUUGACAAACUUGAGAACGUUAAAUACAGAAUACAGCAAUUUAUACGAGGAUAUUAAGAACAAGAAAAAGGCAUUUUAUGUAGAAUGUGCAAGACAAAACCCUGAAUUACAACGACUAUUACAGAAGAGUGGCCAGCAACAACGAAUUUUACAACAACAGAAACAACAACAGGCACAAGCACAAGCACAAGCACAAGCUCAAGCCCAAGCACAGGCACAAGCCCAAGCCCAAGCUCAAGCCCAGGCACAAGCCCAAGCCCAAGCUCAAGCACAGGUACAAGCCCAAGCCCAAGCCCAAGCACAGGCACAAGCCCAAGCACAAGCACAAGCACAGGCCCAAGCUCAAACUCAAGCUCAAGCACAGGUCCAAUCACAACCACAAGCAGCUCAGGGUCAAACUCAAACUCAAACACAACCUCAACAACAAUCUCAACCGAGUACUUCAGCUAAUGAGCCAGUGCAACUACCCCAGGAACAAGGGACUGGUUCUAUACAGUCUCAGCCAAACAGUGCUACUUCAGCUAAUAGAUCUCAAGUAACAAAUGUUAACGCAACUGCAUCUUCUGCAAAUAAAAAUAUCCAAAGUAAAUCUGCCAUUUUUAAACAAUCAGAUCCUUCCGUUCCAAUUUCCGAAAGCAUUACCGUUAAAGCUCCAGAAGCUGUUUCAUAUAUAUCCAAUAGACCAUCUUUAACUGGUGGUACAGCAAUGAAUGCAUCUGUAUUAAAUACUCCUACUAUUACAAAACUACCUCCUUAUGAAAUAGACACAGAGAGGGUAAUGUCAAAAAGAAAAUUAAGGGAACUAAUCAAAUCUGUAGGUAUAGAUGAAGGUGAUGGUGAAACGGUUAUCGAUGGUGAUGUAGAAGAAUUAUUGCUAGAUUUGGCAGAUGAUUUUGUUACAAAUGUUACAAGCUUUGCAUGUAGGUUAGCCAAGCAUAGAAAAUCUGACAGUCUAGAGGCAAGAGAUAUACAGUUGCAUCUAGAGAGAAACUGGAAUAUCAGAAUUCCAGGUUAUUCUGGUGACGAGAUUAGAAGUACUAGAAAAUGGAUACCAACACAAUCAUAUUCUCAAAAGAUGCAAUCCAUAAAUAAUGAAAAGUCAAAUAUAGCAAAAAAUAGUGGAUCAACUGGAAUUGUAAAUUCUUCAGGUAAAGGUUCAAAAUAA
This is a messenger RNA of Vanderwaltozyma polyspora DSM 70294, 1758 nucleotides long. It is a transcript of the gene TAF12, whose product is annotated as Taf12p. The transcript has a single exon. NCBI's taxonomy places the organism in Eukaryota, Fungi, Ascomycota, Saccharomycetes, Saccharomycetales, Saccharomycetaceae. Bases 1 to 1758 code for a protein of 585 amino acids. The record is from RefSeq and is a predicted model, not a curated record. Gene Ontology annotation, molecular function: DNA binding; TBP-class protein binding; protein heterodimerization activity. Gene Ontology annotation, biological process: DNA-templated transcription initiation; RNA polymerase II preinitiation complex assembly. Gene Ontology annotation, cellular component: SAGA complex; SLIK (SAGA-like) complex; transcription factor TFIID complex.